Acanthamoeba castellanii str. Neff is the source of this 456-nucleotide messenger RNA. Its product is annotated as ribosomal protein S15, putative. Gene Ontology annotation, molecular function: structural constituent of ribosome; small ribosomal subunit rRNA binding. Gene Ontology annotation, cellular component: nucleolus; cytosolic small ribosomal subunit; ribosome. Bases 1 to 456 code for a protein of 151 amino acids. The transcript is spliced from 2 exons. Gene Ontology annotation, biological process: translation. NCBI's taxonomy places the organism in Eukaryota, Discosea, Longamoebia, Acanthamoebidae. The record is from RefSeq and is a predicted model, not a curated record.
AUGGGUCGUAUGCAUGGACCUGGUAAGGGUAUCUCGGGCUCCGCCCAGCCCUUCAAGCGCACUGCCCCCUCGUGGCUGAAGACCACCACCCCCGAGGUGACCGAUCUGAUCUGCAAGCUCGCCAAGAAGGGUCUCACCCCCUCGCAGAUCGGCGUCAUCCUCCGUGACUCGCACGGUAUCGGUAAGGUCAAGUUCGUCACCGGCAGCAAGGUGCUCCGCAUCCUGAAGGCCAACGGUCUUGCCCCCGAGCUCCCCGAGGAUCUUUACCACCUCGUCAAGAAGGCCGUGGCCGUGAGGAAGCACCUCGAGAAGUUCAGGAAGGACAAGGAUGCCAAGUUCAGGCUCAUUCUCAUCGAGUCGCGUAUCCACCGUCUCUCCCGCUACUACCGCCGCACGAAGCAGCUGCCCCCCAACUGGAAGUACGAGUCUUCCACGGCCUCGGCCCUCGUCGCCUAA